UUCAAUGAAGGAAGUUCUCACUCGGACCACCAAAUCAAUAUAACUUCACGAAAGCCAGAUCCUUUUCCAUGAUGCGCUGCGUAUCAAUCACAUCUCGACCAUUCUUCGAAGCAGCCUACAGACUCGGCAAAAAGCGAGAAUCCGGUACCGAAGGUCGCAGGUGGAGAACAGACUCGGACAAUGUCGGAGACAGCUCCGAAUGUUACCGUGAGUCCAAAGGUGGACGACACGCGGCUCAUGAAGGCAGUGGAAUGGCACGGCAAAAAGGAUGUGCGGGUGAACUCCAAAAGGCCCAUGCCGCUGGUCACGGACCCGCGCGACGUGGUGCUGCAGGUCACGAGUAGCGCCAUUUGUGGGUCGGAUUUGCACUUGUACCUGGGGAACAUGCUGGGCAUGGUGCCAGGUGAUAUUCUGGGCCACGAAUUCAUGGGCGUGGUUCACGAAGUCGGUCCUGAUGUGAAGAGCGUGAAGAAGGGUGACAGGGUCGUCGUGUGCUUCGACAUCGGAUGUGGCGAGUGUUACUUCUGCUCCAAGCUGCAAGCCUUCUCGUGCUGUGGCAACACCAACCCUAGCCAGGAGGAGAAGGCCAUGUACGGCGAUCGUACCGCAGGUUUCUUCGGCUACUCUCACCUCACCGGAGGCUAUCCUGGUGGCCAAGCGGAGUAUGUGCGAGUACCUUUUGCUGAUGUGAAUACUCUCAAGGUGCCGGAAAAUUUGUCGGACGAGAAAGUGGUUCUGCUGUCGGACAUUCUGCCCACGGCAUGGCAUGCCAAUGAGCUGGGAGAGGUCGGGCAAGGGGACGUGGUGGCCAUAUGGGGGGCUGGUCCUGUGGGCAUUCUCGCAGCUCACUGCGCGCAAGCUCGCGGAGCGAAGGAAGUUUUUCUCAUCGAUGCCGUUCAGUAUCGACUCGACUUUGCCAAGCAAAAACUGCCUGGACUUCGUACGAUCAAUUUCAAGCAGGAGAAAGUAUAUGAAGCUCUGCGCAAAGUCGCAUCGCACGGAAUCGAUGUCGGCAUUGAUGCCGUCGGAAUGCACUACGCGGAUUCGGUGCUUCACAAAUUGCAGAUGAUGACGAUGUUGGAAACCGAUACCCCGGAGAUCGUCAACGACAUUGUCUACAAUGUUCGCAAGGGCGGCCGUGUGUCGAUUGUCGGCGCUUAUGCAGGAUACACUAAUCACUUCAACCUGGGUGCUUUUAUGGAGAAGAGCCUGACGAUGCGUGGCGGCCAGACGCCUGUCCAGAAAUACUGGAAGCAUCUUCUCGAACUAGUUCAGAAAUCUCAGUUGAACCCAUCGCUCGUCAUCACCCACCAACAACCGCUUGAAAAAGCUCCUGAAUUGUACAAGACUUUCAACGACAAAGUCGACAAUUGUAUCAAGGUCGUCAUGCAUCCUGGCUUAGCUUAAAGUGGACCGCGCAAAUUCGUCCAUUCUUCCAGGUCCAUCAGCAUCGACAUUGGUAGCUAGCAGCAGCAGCAGCAGCAGGCACGGAUUUAAACACAUUUGGCCAAUUCAAUGAACGCACCGACUCUUCGGCAUUAACUUUCAUUACUUUGACUGAUCCAUUUCCAGCAGCAGGCACGGAGUGUACAUAGUACGUCGCAUGUGAACGAGUAUGACUCGGACGGUAGGAAAUUUUACGAGACAUGUGAGACCUGUAAAUGGAGACGACCAUUUUCACAUCAAUUGACUGUAAAUGGUAGAGUUUGUUGCCGGCAUGCUUGGUAAAGAGAGAUUUGCUUUCUCAAGUAAAAGUCCAAUUAAAGGGCGACGUUUG
This is a messenger RNA of Marchantia polymorpha subsp. ruderalis, 1777 nucleotides long. NCBI's taxonomy places the organism in Eukaryota, Viridiplantae, Streptophyta, Marchantiopsida, Marchantiales, Marchantiaceae. The record is from the annotation of a GenBank genome assembly.